AUGAAUUUCAUAUGCCUCCAUCAUGUUAGGUUACAGAGCAGUUCAAAUAGCUAUACCCUGUCAGAUGAUAGUACUAGCAGUUCAGAUAGCUAUACCCUGUCAGAUGAUAGUACUAGCAGUUCAGAUAGCUAUACCCUGUCAGGUGAUAGUACUAGCAGUUCAGAUAGCUAUACCCUGUCAGAUGAUAGUACUAGCAGUUCAGAUAGCUAUACCCUGUCAGAUGAUAGUACUAGCAGUUCAGAUAGCUAUACCCUGUCAGAUGAUAGUACUAGCAGUUCAGAUAGCUAUACCCUGUCAGAUGAUAGUACUAGCAGUUCAGAUAGCUAUACCCUGUCAGAUGAUAGUACUAGCAGUUCAGAUAGCUAUACCCUGUCAGAUGAUAGUACUAGCAGUUCAGAUAGCUAUACCCUGUCAGAUGAUAGUACUAGCAGUUCAGAUAGCUAUACCCUGUCAGAUGAUAGUACUAGCAGUUCAGAUAGCUAUACCCUGUCAGAUUAUAGUACUUGGACAAUAGCAAUAGCAGACGGGCUUUUCUUGCUGAAUGCUACAGACAUUUUCACAAAAAAUACUGAGCAAAUUAAUUGCAGGGGGGAAGUAAUUUUCUAA
Molecule: messenger RNA, 606 nt
Organism: Ostrea edulis (European flat oyster)
Lineage: Eukaryota; Metazoa; Mollusca; Bivalvia; Ostreida; Ostreidae
Exons: 1
Coding region: 1-606 (201 amino acids)
Source: RefSeq, a predicted model, not a curated record